UGUUAUCGAUUUGCCCAUUGUGGCAGCUGCCUUGUGCGUGUGCAUUCUAAACCUUGAUUGGGCCCAAACUUCAAAAACGAUCCAAAACCCACUUCCAGCAGUCAAAGCCUCCGAGUGCCGCAACGAUUCCGGAGGCAGCAUUGUAUGUGUUACCUGAAAAACUGGCGCGAAUUCGUUUCUCAGGCAAUCCUUUUCGCCGGAAUCCCAAAUUUCUAGAUUUCCUUUGGCCGCUGAACAAAUUCAUAGCAAAUGAAUCUUUACGCUCAAGACCUGUCACCGUUGGAUUUUAAUUUUGGGUUCUCCGAAACCUACGGUCAGCCCUUCUCUCGCCUUCGCGCUUCCUCCGCUAUUUCUUCAACUGCCUACCUCGAUGAAGACGACGACGUUUACCGUCCUGGCUGGGCUACAAGGAAUAAGCGCGAUAUGCCCAGCGACAUCCCCUCCAAUCGUCGGCAUGACGGUUCGUCGCCUCUUCCACUGGGAAUGGACUGGAGUCCUCCUCCUCAGAAAUGGGAUGGACCAGCUACAGCGUGGCCUCAUGAUCCGUCCACUGGAUGGAGCUAUUGUGUCACAGUUCCUUCUUGGACUACAAUUCCCAAAUCAGAUGGUUCAGAUCCUGUCGUGUUUUAUAUGGUUCAAGUUGGAUUGCAAUCUCCAGAAGGUAUCACCUCUACAAGAGGAAUAUCAAGAAGAUUUAAUGAGUUUCUAGAGCUAUUUUACGAGCUCAAAAGAGCAUUGCCUAAGAAACAAUUGCCUCCAGCUCCACCAAAAAAGGUUUUGAGAUUGAAAAACAGCACGUUUUAUGAUGAGCGGAAGUCUUCCUUGGAGGAAUGGAUGGAAAAGAUGAUGUCAGACAUCGACGUAUCACGAAGUUUUCCAGUGGCAAGUUUUCUUGAACUGGAAGCUGCUGUGAGAUCUUUUUUCAGUGAUAACCACGAGAUCACAGAUGAGGUUUCUUCUGGUAAUAUCAUGGACCAGCCAAUUACACUAUCAAGCUCAACUGUGUCUAUUGCUCCUUCUUCUUCUGUUACCUCCAGUCCACGUGAUGAUACUUGUUAUGGGGAACCUGAACUUGGAGCUCCAAGAUAUGGAGAUGACGAGGGUGUAGAAUUGGGAAUGGAUGAACCUGCACUGGAAAAAGCUGGAACAGACAUGGAAAAUCUAGUAGUAAGAUCAAACGAAGAAAUGUCUGAGAGACAAUUCCUUGCACCAAAGGAUGAACAAGUGCCCACAGAAUCAACAAUAACGUCACUUUUAGAGGAGAACAAAAUUUUGCUGCAAGAGUUGGAUGAUUCAAGAGAACAACUUGAGUACUUACAAAAACAAUAUGAAGAGUUUGUGAUGAAAUCCAAAGCAGAUGUCGAUUUGUUUGUCAAAGAAAUUAAAUCUCUUCGAGGUACACAGUCAGAUUUGAGGCAGGAAUGCAGCCAAAUGAUGAAAGAGAAAUCAGAAUUAGAGAGGAUACUUCAAACUGAAAGACAAAGAAUGGAGCAAGCUGAUAUUGCUAAUCAAAAGCUUCUGCAUGAUUGUGAAAUUCUUCACUACCGCCUUCAAGAUUCUAGUGUCGACUUUUUCAUUGAGCAGGAAAAUAAACUAAUUUUGGAAACUGCUUCAACAGCUGACGAUGCCAUAGAUCUGUUGGCAACAUCUGAUAAUCACGUCAAUCUUCUUUUAGCAGAGGCAAAGCUUCUGGCGCAUGAUGCAAACGACAGCAAUAACCCUGCUGGAUCAGCCACACCAAAUGGAGCAGCUGACCAAGUAUUAAGUAACAUACUAGCAAAUAUGCUUCUCGAAAAUGCCCGAUUAAGGAUGCAGGUGAACUCCGUCAUCCGCUGUGCUCUAAAUGCAAAUGGGACCAGUGAGAAAGAUGAAGAUGAAUCUCUCAGAAGAACUGUUCUAAGCAAGUUUUUAGAGGAAGAGAUUCCUGAAUGCACAUAUACAAUGACCUUAUACUGUAGUGGCAAGAAAUGGGAGAGCUGUAGAUUUGAAAUAAAUGCAACAGAUGUUGCCCACUAAUUUGCAACUCCUAACAAAUUUGGUUGUGGGAGGUAUAGAAAUGAUGUAUCAAUUUAAUAUUUAACGAAGUGCCUAAUUGCUUAGCUUAGCCAAGCCAAUCUUUGGGCAUUUGAAGACUUUGCUCUUGGUAAGAGCUCAAACAAAAUUUGGGUGGCUAAAUUUAGUGUUGAUUAAAUGAAAUUUCACUGAUAUUCAUGAUCUGUC
Molecule: messenger RNA, 2220 nt
Organism: Cucumis sativus (cucumber)
Lineage: Eukaryota; Viridiplantae; Streptophyta; Magnoliopsida; Cucurbitales; Cucurbitaceae
Product: PX domain-containing protein EREX
Biological process (GO): protein transport
Molecular function (GO): phosphatidylinositol binding
Source: RefSeq, a predicted model, not a curated record